Neofelis nebulosa (Clouded leopard) is the source of this 2168-nucleotide messenger RNA. RefSeq names its product E3 ubiquitin-protein ligase makorin-1-like. The record is from RefSeq and is a predicted model, not a curated record. The coding region runs from base 1062 to 2168 and encodes 368 amino acids. Gene Ontology annotation, molecular function: ubiquitin protein ligase activity; metal ion binding. Gene Ontology annotation, biological process: protein polyubiquitination. The transcript is spliced from 8 exons. NCBI's taxonomy places the organism in Eukaryota, Metazoa, Chordata, Mammalia, Carnivora, Felidae.
CUGGCUCAGUCAGUGGAGCAUGCAAUUCUUGAUCUUGGGGUUGUGAGUCUGAGCCCCACGUUGGGUGUAGAGAUUACUUUAAAAAAUAAAAGAAAUAGAAUGGGAAGGGAAAGACUCUUAAAGCUCAUGGUCUCCCUUGCCCUAUCUCCCCAUCCUCAAUGGGCCCAGCCCAUUGCUCUCCCCCCACUACAAGCUUUUGAAUACACCAGGGCUUUAUGCUGCCCAAGAGGGAGGCUCUGCUUGGCGGAUUUAGUAUCAUCCAAUUCGAGGUGUCCUCCUUGAAUAAAGCCUUGGGCAAGCCCCCUCCUGGCCACCUCUCAUGGGAGCCCCUUCUGAGGCACCAACACUGUUCUAAUUUCUUACGAUCAGGAUAGCAAACUGGCUUCAAGGGCAAACAGACCAGGCCACGGUGACUUUUUCUAGAAAGAACAUCUUGGUCUUGGAGGCAGGUCCCCAGAGUCUCUUGGAUCUGUCUAGUACACGGCCCCUCUGGAACAGGCCUCCCUGUAACCCAUGCCUGGCUCACACCAUCUCCCGAAGGCUCCCAAGCCUCCCAGCCCACCCUCUGAUUUCUCCACCAACCUCAGCUCCACCUGUGGAGUUUAUGUAGCCUGGAGUUGGGGGAGGCCCCCCUCUGGCCUCCUCUAUUAUAAACUUCCCUCAGAUACCACAAGUUAGUUCCUCAGCCCCAAGACUCGAGCCUCUGAGAACUUUGGCCCUGGGUCCCAGGUCCUUAUAUCUCCUCCCAAGUUAUCCUGCCUUCCUGGACCCUUAAAGUUUUAACCCAUUCACCAGUUUCCUUCAGUAAUCACCUAGGGAUCCCUGAACGUCCUCAUGCCCCACCCCACCCACAUCCUGGAGCCUGGACUGGGCAGUUCAACGCCAGAGCCUCCCAGCCAUCCUGCCUCUGCCCUCCAUCCCUCCUUCCUGCAGGCCUGCGGCCAAGGGAAGGGGCAGGCCUGGCUGUGGAGCCCCUCCUCCUUUGGGCCCGGCCUGGAGAGGGCGGGAUAAAGGAGCAUUGGAGCAGGCCUGCUUGACGUUCACUAGUGGCUACAGCUGGAAUGGACCCCACAGAGUCAGAUGGCAGCAGCCAUGGUAAAGACAGCAGCCCCCACUCCCAGCGUCCAUGCAGGACAUUCGCCCGAGGGGCCUGUCGCUGGGGGUUGAGCUGCUACAUCGCUCAAGACAGAAAGGUGUCCCAGGUCUGCAGAUACUUCCAGAGAGGCUUCUGCUUCCACGGAGAUCAAUGCAGCUAUCAGCACCCUCAGCCCCCUGGCCACCUGGAAUGGGGCCGGCGCCACUCGGAGCCACGUGUCACCCUGCCAAGACCCCGGCUGGGGCUGACCCGCAGGGGCUCCGAGCCCACCUACCUGCCCUCUGUGGCUGUGGGUUGGGACUGGCCGGGGGCCUGCUGGGGUAUGGAACCUGGCCUGGUGGGGUUGGCCGGCAAGGCGGAGGAGGUCGAUGGCAGUUCCUGGAAGUCCCCGUCACCAUCAUCUGCUGACGACGAUCACUGUUACUCCCAGGAGCCUCAGCCUAAGUCAGACCCUGUCCGGGAGCUCAUGGCCCCACUUCAGAGCCUGGGCCUGGAGCUGCAGCAGAGGGAGCAGGACAGUCGGGACGUCGUGUGUGGCAUCUGCAUGGACAAGGUGUGGGACAAGCCAGAGGCCGAGCGGAUCUUCGGCAUCCUACCCAACUGCACCCACGCCCACUGCCUGGGCUGCCUGCGCACCUGGCGGAAAAGCCAACAGAACUUCCCGCUGGCUGUCAUCAAGGCCUGUCCCCAGUGCCGUGUCCAUUCCAGCUACAUCAUCCCCCACAAAUUCUGGGUGAGCGAGGGGGCUGAGAAGGAGCAACUCAUCAGGAACUUCAAGGCUCGGACCAGCCAGAUCCGAUGUCGGUUCUUCAUGCAGGGGAAUGGCCGCUGCCCCUUCAAGUCUGAUUGUAUUUAUCUGCACCAGCUACCGGAUAAAGCCCUGACCUCUGAUUCUCCCUGGACUGAGAGUAUGCAGCUGACCUCUGGGAGUGAGGUACUGGGCCCAACAGGGUUCCAAGGGGGCACCGAGCAGGAGGACGAAGCAUUCUUCAUGGACUGUGCCCUGGCCAUGGCCUUCUGGGGUUCAGAACUCUUACUGGAUCGCAAUAAUUCUUACCUUGGCUUUCUGUGA